AUGCAAUCAUUCAUCCAACGAGGCGCAGCCUUCUUCACGCCAAGUCGCUCGGCCACCCCGGCAGACAGUCCCAAAGCCAGCGACGAGAAUGCCGCCGCCGCCGCCGAAGAAGAAGAAGUCCAGCCCGCCGAGACGCUAUUCCCCAAGGUCGACCCAGCCAUAGACGGCGAGGAGUGCCUGCACGACUGCGCCUCCUGCACAGUGAAGUACCCAGCCAAGUUCGACGUGGACCAGGAGGACAACAUGUACGGGAACAUCAGCGAGUGGGCGACGCACGUGCUCGUCGCGACGGGCAAGACGGACUGGGUGCGCGACGUGGCAGACGAGCCGGGGAGCGUGAUGGAGGCUAUCGAGAAGGGGGGGCUUGUUCCGAGCAAUGGGAAACUCAAACUCUCCGCCUCCAACAUGCCCGUCCCGGACGAAUAUCACUACCACGAACCGGGCCAGCAGCCCACCACCGUCCUCUGCCUGCCGAGCUUCACCCUCGUCGACCACGUCACGCCCGCCCUGGCGCCGGAUCUGAUCAAAUACUUCGUCAGCCGCGGCCCGACCACCACCACCCCGCUGACGGGGACCGGCACCAGCACUACCGCCCCCGACCUCGAGGAGACAGAUCUCUCGGCCCUGACCCCGCUCCGCGCCCGCCCCUGCCCCCACUCCGCCAUCAUCCUCCUCUGCUCGCACCGCACCCGCGACGCCCGCUGCGGCCAGUCCGCCCCGCUCCUGCGCAAGGAGUUCGAGCGCCACCUGCGCCACCUGAAUCUGUACCGCGACCUGGACGACGAGCGGCCCGGCGGCGUGGGCAUCUACUUCAUCAACCACGUCGGCGGGCACAAGUACGCCGCCAAUGUGAUUGUCUAUCGGCGCAGGGAGUCGGGGUGGAACGGAUCUUCUGCUGGCACUGGCGCACCCGGUGCCACUGCCGACGCGGCAGCCGAAGGCGCAGCCCAGGGGAUCUGGCUGGCCCGAGUGAAGCCGCAGGACUGCGAGAAUAUCAUCCGGUACACCGUGUUGCAGGGGAAGGUGGUCAAGCCGGCGGAGCAGUUGCGGGGCGGGUUUGAUCGGGGGACGGGGAGGACGAGUUGGUAG
Molecule: messenger RNA, 1089 nt
Organism: Aspergillus fijiensis CBS 313.89
Lineage: Eukaryota; Fungi; Ascomycota; Eurotiomycetes; Eurotiales; Aspergillaceae
Product: sucrase/ferredoxin-like domain-containing protein
Exons: 2
Coding region: 1-1089 (362 amino acids)
Source: RefSeq, a predicted model, not a curated record